AUGAAGCGAGGAGCGUGGCACGUCUACACCUCCUCCGUCCCUUGGUUGGACAUCGCAGCGGCUUGGAGAGGAGAGGAGGGCGGUACUACGCAGAACUCCUCGUCGCCCGCUGCGCCAGGAGUGGGCUGGCGGAACCGAGGGCGCACUGCCGCGCAGCAGUGCUGGGCAGUUGCGAGGAGAGCUCUGUUUGCGUCGCAGCCCCGCGGUGCCUCUUCUUCGGCCGGUGGCCUCGACCCCUACCGCCCUACUCCUCGCGAGGAGGAGGAGCCUUGCCACCCGGCUGCUGCUUCCAACGACACGCUCGACACUGACGAGGACGAGGCCUUGACGAGCGACGAUGAGGAGGACGACGGCGAAGACAACGACGACGAUGAGGCCGAGGAGAACGAGGACGCCCACGCAGAUGUGGAGGAUGUCUACGAGGACCUGGUGGAGGAGGACGAGGACGAGGACGAAGAGGACCUGGACGACGAAGAUGACGAGGAAGAGGACCUGGACGAUGACGAAGCUGAGUGGGACGACGAAGAGGCGGCCGAAGACGAAGAGGACGACUGGGAGGACGACGAGGACGACGAAGAAGAGUGGGAGGACGACGACGAAGACGACGACGAGGAAGGCAACGAGGAAGAGUGGGAAGACGAGGAGGAGGAAAAGGAGGACGACGCCGAGAACUACCGGCGCGAGGUUCCGCCCGCUAGAAAAGGAGCAGCAGGAGACAGGAGGCCCUAG
This is a messenger RNA of Acanthamoeba castellanii str. Neff, 729 nucleotides long. RefSeq lists its product as uncharacterized. The transcript is spliced from 5 exons. Bases 1 to 729 code for a protein of 242 amino acids. NCBI's taxonomy places the organism in Eukaryota, Discosea, Longamoebia, Acanthamoebidae. The record is from RefSeq and is a predicted model, not a curated record.